AUGGCCAUUGACAAGGGCAAUGAGAUCGAAGCUGCACCUUGGAUCUUUGGCAGCAUUGCCAGCCUGGCUGUGGUGCUUCGGCUGUACACCAGAUUAUGGCUGACGCAGAAAGCCGGCUGGGAUGAUGGGCUCAUCAUUGUCUCCCUGGCUAAUGCUCUUGUAUGCUCUAGCUUGGUACAGAUUGGCAUAAGGAUUCAAGCAUUCAAGUAUACGGUGAUCGCACCGAACUUCUCCGUCAUCACCACUCCAAGCAAGCGAUGGUUCUUAUACGUCCUAACUAUAAUCUCGAUCAUUUGGAACACAUUAGCUAUUCGCCCUGAGACUCCGGGCGAGUGCUUCAGCUUAGGCUUUCAACUGGUGCUUGGUAUCUCGCAAGCGGCCUUUAACGCCUUCGCGGAUCUAGCUCUUGCCAUAUUCCCUAUCGCAGUCUUCUGGCACGUUCAGCUGCCAUUGGAGAUCAAAAUCGGAGUUCUGGCAGUGAUGGGCGCGGGAAUCUGGUGA
Molecule: messenger RNA, 501 nt
Organism: Aspergillus fijiensis CBS 313.89
Lineage: Eukaryota; Fungi; Ascomycota; Eurotiomycetes; Eurotiales; Aspergillaceae
Exons: 6
Coding region: 1-501 (166 amino acids)
Source: RefSeq, a predicted model, not a curated record